ACGUCAGCGAUUUUCUUGAGCAAAACACCUCCUUUUUGUCUGUUGUAGCGGGAGUCUCGAAGAAAGAGAUGCCUAAGCACGAUUUCAUGUCGCCCAAGGCCAUCUCGAACAGGAUAAAGUCUAAGGGACUACAGAAGCUGCGCUGGUUCUGUCAGAUGUGCGAGAAGCAGUGUCGGGACGAGAAUGGGUUCAAGUGUCACAUGUCCUCCGAGGCCCACCAGAGACAGCUGCUUCUGGUCGCCGAAAACCCCGGUAGAUACGUGGCAUCUUUCUCACAGCAGUUCCUGCAAGAUUUCAUGAAGCUUCUCUCCCAUUCGUAUGGGACUAGGAGGGUCAAUGCUAACGAGGUGUAUCAGGAGUACAUCAAGGAUAAGAACCACUAUCACAUGAACGCCACACGUUGGACGACACUGACCGGCUUUGUCAUGUUCCUGGGAAAGACCGGUAUGUGUGAAGUUGAUCCCACACCAAAGGGAUGGUUUAUCAAGUACAUUGAUCGGAGCCCAGACGUCCUAGCUAGAGAACAAGCGGCGGCGAAGAAGAGUAAGAUGGACAGGGACGACGAGGAUAGAUGUCAAAAGAUGAUCAACGACCGGAUUGCCAGAGACCUGGCCACCAAAGGUAGCAAGCCAAUGAACUGCGUGACACAAUACUUACUUGAAUAUUCCCAGCCUCCUGAACCAGUGUACACUGAACUGCAAAGAAAAGAUGAAAGUGAAAAAGGUUACCUAAAUCUAUUGGCCGUGGUGCUCAAGUUGUUCAAGUCGUCAGCCUCUCCAUCUAAUAGUGCUGCUGCUACCAGCAGUUCCACUGUUGGUUAUGGUGUGAGGGAGGGAGAGGAGGAAAGAGGGAAGGAGGGAGAGGGGGAAGACAGUGGAAGCAAAGAGGGUCAGGAGGAGCAGAAAGAGAGGGAAGGAAGGGAGAGCAAGAGGAAAAUAAGUGAGGAGGAUAUGGAGGAAGGAAGGCAGGAGAACGAGGCAGGCAGAGAGGCUGGGGCAGUCAAGAUGACAGAGUCACUGAAUGGCAGUGAAACGGCCAAACCAAAGCAUCCACUCGAAAGAUCUCAGUCCUUCCAGAAUGUUCUGAAGAUGGCUGCCAGCUCGGCAACAGGGGUGGGGGAGAGAGGGAAGACUAAAAAGAAGGUGGCAGAGAAAGAGGACUCCCGGAAGAGAAAGUGGAGUGCCCUGGAUGAGAUCAGAGAGGGUAUAGUGGUGAAGGUGGUGCACAAGAAGUUGUACAGUCGUCAGAAGGGAGUGGUGGAGGGAGUUGAAAACCAGUUCACUGCUCUGGUGAGGAUCCUGGACACCGGGGACAAGGCCAAGUUUGACCAGGCUCAUCUGGAGACUGUCAUUCCCGCCAUAGGUAAGCCAGUGAUGGUGGUAAAUGGGGCAUAUCGCGGUCUCAGAGCCAUACUGGAAGGCCUCAACACUGCACAAUUCUGCGUGUCUGUCAGAAUUGAUCAGGGACCAGCACGCGGAAGACGUGUGGACAGAGUUCCAUAUGAAGACAUUUCUAAACUCUAUGUUGAGCCCUGACAUGUCGUUGUAUUUUUAACGGCUCCUACCCAACCUCCUGGGUGCAGUGGCAUUUUAUACAUUCCAUAAUAGUAUGGGAGUCCGAGACACAAUUGUAAUCCUGUUCCCAACGUGGUUCUUUUCGUCCACCAGUCCGCAAGAAGAGACGACUCGAUGCCUGAACGAGUAAAAGCUGCUUCCAUACAAUCCUCUACCCUUGCAGUUGAAGCAAGGCCCACGAACGUUGGCCUCCAUCUUGCAGCGGAACGGAAUACCUGAAAAUGAGUACGGAACAAUGACGAGUUUUCUAAAGCACAGAGUCUUGUUGGGCAACUCAUCAAUAUCUAUCAUUUCAGGGAAGAGCUUCAUUUUCUCCCAUUCUGAAAACAAGUAGGCUGAAGAUAGUGGGUGCUUAAUUAUGACAAAAUCGCCAGGAGCAACUCCUUCUCUGGCUAUGGCCUUGUGGAGAUUGUAGUAGGCAUUCAUUCUGAAGUAGAUGUGCACACCCUGAUCUGCAGUGUACAAGAACGCAGUUUUGUUGAACCAAUCCCCACACACCGCUGAUGGCUUUUUCUCAAUCUCUGCGACUCUGCCUAGUAACUUGCAGCUCUGGCUGUUUUUUUCAGAAACCAUAAGGAAUUUUGAUAGUGUUAGAUUCCGGCAAGACCUUCCAGCUCCGCCAGUAAGCAGUCCUACGUCCAACUGCUUGUAACCAAUUAUCCGUGGGCCAGGGAGAAACACGCUCUCAAGAAUACAGUACGUCAUUACUCUAGAUUGAGAGUUACGAUAGCAUUUUAUAUUAUGUUCUGGUUCCUGCUGCGAGCCGCACACACCAAUGGGUGUCUGGAAAGUGUUCUCAACAUAAGAGUCACAGAAAGUCCCUUUUUUCCAAGUAGCUCCUCCAGGGUCGAAAUACUGAGUAGGUACGUGUUCUCGAGGGAAAGGACGUGUCGUUUGUCGCCACCUGGACUCUGUAUGACUAGAGCUGGUGGUGACAACGUUGAUGGCGGUGACUGCCCGUACCCACCCACCGCAGCCCAGCACCGGUACCAGCCUACCCGAGGAUACGUACCAAUGUAGAUAGUAGGUGGCUUGUAGGACGGCCAGGACGCAGAUUACCGCCACUGCCCACUUCAACAAGGU
Messenger RNA from Geodia barretti, 2657 nucleotides. NCBI's taxonomy places the organism in Eukaryota, Metazoa, Porifera, Demospongiae, Tetractinellida, Geodiidae. The record is from the annotation of a GenBank genome assembly.